AUGCGGUCUCCUCCGGCGGUGGAGCAGUGGGACGAGCCCAGCCAGAGGACUCUGCAUACGACCGUCCAGCAUACGCUCGGAAUUGCUAAGUGCGACCGGAAAGGAGAAGCCAACCGAGAGAAGAGGAAGCGGCACUUCAACACGGCGCCAUUAAAGCCGCGGAGGGUUGUAGGGAGCAGAGCGGCGUCUCAGGGACAUGAAGGCCGCGGUCCCUUUCCUCGUUUUCCUCAGUGGACCAGAGGAUCGGAAGACAAUGGAAACACAUUCAUCACCACAAUUAGGGAUCUGCGCCUGGAAGACACUGGGACUUACUGGUGUGGGAUACACAGGUUCCUUCUCGACACAUAUGUAAAAGUGUAUCUCAAGGUAAACAAAGUGGUGAAGAGUGAUGUCAAUGCUGUCAAAGAAGCUAUUUCAACACGGUUUACACCAACAGCCUGGCCAACAGACUUCGAAAAUGAAAUCUCACGAGGAGAAAGCAUUUCUGAUCAGUUGACGUGUAUAGGAGCAGGCCUUGGUGUUGCUGUGUUGGUGCUGGCCCUGGUUCUUCUGACCUUCUGCAGGAUAAAACGCAGAAGAGCCGCGUUUGCUUUGGACAAAAACCAAAGCACCAAUGAAUUUCCAGGAGACCCUAGGAAGAACGGCCUCCUUCCCGCUUCAUUGACCAAUCCGCACCCUGAUAGCGCUAUUUACUCCAAUGUCAGUGGGUUUCCAAAGCCUUCCAAAGCCCAGGACCAACCAGAUGAGAGUGUGUCGGUCCCCUCCAGUCCAGAGCAGCCCGGUGUCUUCUACUCCACUGUGAGCUACAACAAUGAUUCCAAGGGUGUGGCUCUCAAAACGGACACAGACUCUGUCAUGUAUUCUACCAUUCAAAAGACUCAGUAAGGGCCUGGAUGAUCAGAAUUAAGAGUGAUUCUGCUUUCAGAAAAUACUAUUAAUAUUGAUAAUAAUACCUGUACUACUAUUAACAGUUCAUUUUUUGGUAGUGUUUGGAUAAUAUUCAAAAUAUGUUAACUAUUUUCUAUUGAUGGUCUUAAAUUCUUAUCUGAAUAGAACUUACUUCGGAGAAUGUGGAAAACUGCAAUGAACACAUGCAAGCAGGCAAACAAGCACACACACACACACACACACACACACACACACACACACACACACACACACACACACACACACACACACACACACACACACACACACACACACACACACACACACACACACACACACACACACACACACUCAACUGCACAGAUGUGAAAAUAUGCAAACAUUUGAAUAAAACCAAUGCAGAAAGCAAAUCAGCAAUCAUAGAAGGGUGUUUACAAAACUCUUCUUUUUGAGAAACAAGAAUAUCCUUCAGUAACACAGAAGAUCCUUCCACCGUACAAGAGGGUUUUUCAUGCAGAUCAAUGUAUUUAACAUGAGGUGACAAGUAUAGUCAUACAAUAGUGACCUCCAGGACAAUAAGCAAGGACUGGUAUAGCUGAAAUGAAAAAAAAUUAAGCUCAAUGAAACAAACAGAAGAUGUACCUACCUCACCAGUCUGACCCAUGUUUCAAAUUGUUCUCCUCGUCACCGCUAGAGUGAUCCACAUGGUAUAAUGUGACAUGGUCCAGCAUUAAGUCAGCGUCUUCGUGAUUGCUAUACAUUGGCCACUAGAGAGCAGUGCUUCUUCCCAAAUUAAUUAAAUAAUAAAUCACACGAAAUAUUUGUCUUGUUCGAACAGGACCUUUGUAUAAAUAAUUAGUAAACACAUUAUUGUAAGACUAAUAAUUAAAAACAACGAGUAGGUAUCUUGUGUCAGUAAUUGCCUCAAACUUUUGAUUCCUAAUUAAUCUAAUCAUCACUUCUCAUUUUAAAACAUUUAAAUGUAAUGAUGGGGAGAAGGAGAGAGAGCGAGUGAGCGAGAGAGAAAGAGAGAGAGAGAGAGAGAGAGAGAGAGAGAGAGAGAGAGAGAGAGAGAGAGAGAGAGAGAGAGGGAAGUUAAAGUGGGGGAGUGUAGCAUGAUAAACCCUAUAUUUUGAACAAUCCGCAUUACAAAGCUAACAUAUAAGAGUGACUUAAGUCGAAGACGAUGGACAUCAAAUGGCAACUAGAAAAUGCAUUUCCUGCAGAAAAUGCUGUGUCUAAUAAAUGUUUCUUCAUUGGACAUAACCUGCAUAGAGUUUGAAAGGGAGUGCUGUUUGGUUUUCUAGCUUAGUGGUACAAAUUGUGAGCUUCAGCAUCCCC
Gadus chalcogrammus (walleye pollock) is the source of this 2229-nucleotide messenger RNA. Its product is annotated as CMRF35-like molecule 1. NCBI's taxonomy places the organism in Eukaryota, Metazoa, Chordata, Actinopteri, Gadiformes, Gadidae. The coding region runs from base 1 to 885 and encodes 294 amino acids. The transcript is spliced from 7 exons. The record is from RefSeq and is a predicted model, not a curated record.